AUGUCCGCUACUUCUUCCCGACCGGAAGCCCAGAUGCUGCCCACACCACCACUCGCCGCACUCUCCAAAGCCGCCGCCGCCCGCCGCGCCGCCACGGCCGGUGCGAGUGUUGCCGCUCAGCACCUCCUCCUCCCCUUUAUCAGCUCGCCAAUCCUCGAGUCCGCUACCCCUAGCCCUUUCAUCCCUCGACGUCGCAUCCGCCUCAUGCCGCAGGCGCAGGGCGACAGGGCCCCGCGCGCUCCCCUGCCGCCGCACGGCAGGUGUUUCGCCGUGGCCGCUGCGGGAACUGCAGGCGUAGAAGGCGAGGUUCCAGCGCUGCUAGUGGUGUCGUUCUACAGGUUCGCCGACUUGCCCGACCACGCCGACUUGCGGCGACCGCUCAGGGAGCUCUGCGAGGAGCUGCGUAUCUCAGGUGGCAUUAUUCUUGCACCAGAGGGGAUCAAUGGUAGUAUAUGUGGAACCCCAGAAGCUGUGGAGCAAGUCUUGAACUAUAUCCAAACAGACAAUCGUCUUAAAGGAUUGAGAAUGAUCCAAUCACCUGUUACUCCAGAGGAUGAGGCUAUCCAUCAUGGUCAUACCAGUCAUUCUCCUGUCGGUGCUGGGGAAGAUGCACCGUUCCGAUGGGAUCAUGUCCGUGUGAAAUUGAAAAAGGAGAUAGUGACCUUUGGAGACCCAGAUGUGAUGCCAACGAAAAUUGUUGGAAAGUAUGUCAAACCAAAAGACUGGAAUUCAUUGAUAAGCGAUCCAGAUACUGUUGUCAUUGAUGUGCGUAACAUGUAUGAGAUACGUAUAGGAAAAUUUAAGAAAGCUGUUGAUCCAUGUACUAAGUCAUUCAGAGAUUUUGCAUCUUGGGUUGAAAAUCAGUUCAAGUUGGCUGAACCUGACAGUCAGCAGUCAGUACAUGGUGACAGUGGAACUAAUUUAUCGGCAGUAGGUCUGAAUUCCAGCAAACCGAAAGAGCUACCACGAGUUGCCAUGUAUUGCACAGGCGGUAUUAGAUGUGAAAAGGCCUCAAGUUUUCUCCUCAGCAAGGGCUUCAAAGAGGUUUACCAUUUGGAGGGUGGGAUCUUAAAGUACCUAGAGGAAAUCCCGAAGGCUGAAAGCUUGUGGGAGGGCGAAUGCUUUGUAUUUGACAAACGAGUCUCAGUGGAGCAUGGAUUAGCCCAAGGAACCCACAAACUUUGCUAUGGAUGUAAGCAACCAGUGAGCGACGAAGAUAUUAAAUCUCCUGAAUGGGAGUACGCUAUCUCAUGCCCAUACUGUUUCGCGACAAAAUCCGAGGACGAGAAGGAAAGGGCAAGGGCUCGGCAGCGGCAAUUUGAGACCUGGGGAGUUAUUGGUGGACCUGAUAAAGGCAGGAGCCCCCAAAGGCCUGAAGCUAAUCAUGCAGUUGAGGAGGCUAAACAGUUGCCGAACUCAAUACAACCUGAAACGGCUGGCUGAUUUUUGUUUGAUGUGGUGUCAACAAAGCGAGAUUAUUUGAUUUGCUGUUUCUUAUUUUCUAUUGCUACUUUUUUCUGUUCUCGGAUCUAGACAGAAGGCGCACCAUGGGAUGACAUACUCGAGCUUGAAAUAUUGAUGGCAAAGGCUGGUGUUUGUACCAUGUAGUUGUAUUUUUUUGGCAACUAUGUAGUUGUAAAUUGUACUCCCUCCGAUACUUGAUAAGUGUGUACAAAGUUGUACAACUUUUGUACUAAAUCCAAGACACUAACAAUAUUAAGGAUCGGAGGGGGUACUGAUUUUACUAUUAUGAGCUACAACAUCGUUUCCUCCAAUACUGUGCGAAGAGGUUAUGUGAAAUCUACUCGUGUGUUUAUGUACCAUGGUUAUGAAAAAGGGUUAAUUGGUUA
Brachypodium distachyon (stiff brome) is the source of this 1850-nucleotide messenger RNA. Its product is annotated as rhodanese-like domain-containing protein 7. The record is from RefSeq and is a predicted model, not a curated record. NCBI's taxonomy places the organism in Eukaryota, Viridiplantae, Streptophyta, Magnoliopsida, Poales, Poaceae. The transcript is spliced from 5 exons. The coding region runs from base 1 to 1443 and encodes 480 amino acids.